Messenger RNA from Saxophila tyrrhenica, 2100 nucleotides. RefSeq lists its product as uncharacterized. Lineage: Eukaryota; Fungi; Ascomycota; Dothideomycetes; Mycosphaerellales; Extremaceae. Gene Ontology annotation, molecular function: acyl-CoA oxidase activity; FAD binding; fatty acid binding. Gene Ontology annotation, biological process: lipid homeostasis; fatty acid beta-oxidation using acyl-CoA oxidase. The record is from RefSeq and is a predicted model, not a curated record. Bases 1 to 2100 code for a protein of 699 amino acids. Gene Ontology annotation, cellular component: peroxisome. The transcript has a single exon.
AUGUCCCAAACACCGCAAUGGGUCCGCGACCUCAAGCCCUCCGGCCCACAGGGCUCCGAACUCCUCAAGGAAGAACGCAACGCCAGCAACGUCAACGUCGACCAACUGGCAACCUUCCUGCACACCAAAGAUGGACGUGAGCGAAAGAAGCGCAUCCUCAAAGUGCUGGAAAGCGAAAAGGCCUUCGACAAGAGCCAGAACUACUUCGCCGGCCGCAUCGACCGUUUCGAGACCGCCCUCAAACGUGCGAAGCGACUCCGACAGCUGUACGUCGAGCAGAACUGGGGCACUGAGGAACGCCAGGUGGCCAACGAGCUCAUCUCCGAGCCAUUGCCGUAUGGACUGCACGAGUCGAUGUUCUUGAUCACGAUCCGGGAUCAAGGGUCGGCAGAGCAGCAUCAGAAGUUCCUCAAGCCAGCGGAGAACUACGAGUACAUUGGAUGUUACGCGCAGACGGAGUUGGGCCAUGGCUCGAACGUGCGUGGGCUCGAGACGACAGCGACGUGGAAUCCAGAUGAUAAAACGUUCACGUUGCACUCGCCUUCUCUCACGGCGUCGAAGUGGUGGAUUGGGAGUCUGGGGCGGAUGGCCAACCAUGCGGUUGUUAUGGCGCAGCUUGUGAUUGCCGGGAAGAGAUACGGUCCACACCCGUUCGUUGUGCACAUCCGGGAUAUGAAGACGCACCAGCCGCUCGAGGGAGUCCACAUUGGUGACAUUGGACCGAAGUUUGGGUACAACACGAUGGACAAUGGCUUCCUGCUCUUCAACAACGUCAAGAUUCCGCAUAUUGGCAUGCUGUCCCGCUUCAGCUCGGUCGACCCGAAGACCAACCAAUACAUCCGACCCUCGUCGCCCUCGCUGGUGUACGGCACCUUGACCUGGGUGCGGUCGACGAUCGUCAUGCAGGCUGGUGGCGUCCUGGCGCGAGGUGUCACCAUCGCUACUAGGUACUGUGCUGUCCGACGGCAGUUCCAGGAUCGUGACGCUCCGGAAUGGGAGAAGGGGGAGAAUCAAGUGCUCAACUACACGAUGGUACAGAUCAGACUCUUGCCUCUGCUCGCCGCCACCUUCGCUCUGCACUUCACCGGCAAAGGCAUGAUGCAGUUGUACGAGGCCAACAACCGCAAGAUCCGGCAGAGUAAGGAAGCCAGCAAAGAUCACGCUCGAGGCGCUGGUCCAGAAGAGACCGAGUCGUCAUCCGACUUACUCUCCGACCUGCACGCCAUCAGCUGCGGCCUGAAGUCCCUGGCCUCCUCCACCGCCGCCGAAGGCCUGGAAGUCUGCCGUCGCGCCUGCGGUGGCCACGGCUACAGCUCCUUCUCUGGCAUCGGCUCCUACUACGCCGACUACCUCCCCACCGCCACUUGGGAAGGCGACAACUACAUGCUCACGCAGCAAGUGGCGCGCUACCUGCUCAAAUCCGCGCGCUCGGUGCUCAAGGGCAAUGAACCCACCAACGACACCACCGCCAUUCUUUCUUAUUUCCUCUCCCGCCAAGACCAAGGCGCAGCCUUUGACAUUCUAGGCGACGAUGCCGACGUCGUGUCUGCUUUCGCCUGGCGCUCGGCCUUCCUCACGUUCGAGGCACUGAAGCAUCGUGACGAGCAGAAGCGGUCGUGGAACAGUCUGCUGGUCGACUUCUACCAGCUGAGCAAAGCGCACAGCCAGUAUAUGGUCGUCAAGUCCUUCUACGAAACGCUGCAAGCCUCCUCCACCAGCUCCGAGCUCGACCCAGACACCCAGGGCCUGAUGCACAAGCUCUUCCGCCUCUACGCCCUCCACACUCUCGAGUCCGAGGCGUCGGAGUUCUACACUUCUGCGGCUGUCACAGUCCGCCAGAUCCAGCUCGCGCGCAGCAGUGCCGUGAUGAAGUUGCUGGAGGAGAUCCGUCCGCAUGCUGUCCGUCUGGUGGAUUCGUGGGAUUUCCCGGACUGGCAGCUUGAUAGCAGUUUGGGCCGGCAGGACGGGAAGGUGUACGAGGAUAUGUUCUACCGGGCUAGUGAGCUGAACCCGUUGAAUAGGGUGACGGUGGAUCCGUAUCCGAAUAGCGAGACGUUGUUCAGGAAGGAUGGGAGUGGGGAGUUGAAGAGUAAGUUGUAA